Molecule: messenger RNA, 1246 nt
Organism: Penaeus monodon (black tiger shrimp)
Lineage: Eukaryota; Metazoa; Arthropoda; Malacostraca; Decapoda; Penaeidae
Product: serine/threonine-protein kinase H1 homolog
Exons: 4
Coding region: 39-1136 (365 amino acids)
Biological process (GO): protein phosphorylation
Molecular function (GO): ATP binding; protein kinase activity
Source: RefSeq, a predicted model, not a curated record
AGGAGAAGAGGAAGAAGAAGAAGAAGAAGAAGAGGACGAUGAUGAUACCCAAAGACGGAGCCCACCGAAUGGAAGAAGACGACACGGAAGACGAAGAAGAUGAAGAACACGAAGAAGAUUACAGCGCGGGGAGACACGUCGCUAGAUACAGGAGUGACCAGGGCGAGGAGGCGAUGGCACUCACGAGGCCCGUCAAGUGGCACUCGGGAUUCCCGGCCAAAUACUCGGUUCUUCACGACCUGGGGAAAGGAAGGUUCAGCGUGGUCAAGCGGUGUCGUCGGCUCCAUGACGGGAGGGAAAUGGCGGCCAAAUUCGUUCGAAAAGCCCGCCAGGACGAGACACUGACCGAAGCGGAGUUCCGGAUCCUACGGAGCAUGCGUCACCCCGCCCUCGUGCGCCCCCACGCCCUCUACUCGGCCACGCCCAAGUUUCACGUGUUCGUCAUGGAGCUGGUGGUGGGUCUGCCGCUGCUGGACUGGAUCUUCACGCGCGAGGAGACGACUGAGGCUGAGUGCGCAGACAUGCUCUCCCAGGUAGUUCUCGCCCUCCAGUAUCUCCACAGCCAUAAUGUGGCUUAUCUUGAUCUGAAGCCUGAAAACCUGCUGGUGGAUUUAGUGCGGACCUCGGAAGGAAAUGGAGAGAGAGUACUGAGAACCAUGGUGGGGAUGGAGGAGACGAAAACCGAAGCGGAGGCUGGAGUUAAGCCACUUAAGCCAGUUGCGUGGGGAGUGGGGGCAGAGGGAGAGGUUCAGACUCGUGGGGAUUUGAAAGCAACUCCUGAAAUCGAGACGGAAGUUGGGGCAGAGACAAAGCCAGCGUCUACCACACUGGAGACAGAAGCCAAGCCGGCGACUCCAGUGGAGUUAAUAGAAAAGAGAACAGCGAUUCUCGAAAUGGCAACAGAAACGAAAAUGAUGGCACACAAGGCUGAAACUAAGCCAGUCUCAUCUCAAACAGAGGGUGAAGUGCAGGAGAGAGUUAUGCGAUUUUCACUUGAAAAACAGAAAGACGCUAAGCCAGUAUCCCCUGAAGUCGAAACAGAAAUAAAGCCAAUUACACCUCAUUGGAAAAAGAAGCAAAAACAAUUGAACUUCCAGUCGAGAAAAAAGUUAAGCCACUUACACCCAGAAAAAUAACAGAAGAUAAGCCACUUACACCUGAAGAGACAGAAGAUAAGCCACUUACACCUACAGAGGCAGAAGAUAAGCCACUCACUACUUUAAAACCACUUACAACUGAAGAGGCA